GGUGCACUGGCUGGGUCUGUGCGGCGAUUGAUGUGGAAGGAACCGGGAGUGAUUUGAAAGGGACCCGCGCGGCCGCUCCGGCGACGCUCGCGCACGGCCGGCGGUAACGGCCGGCGCUCGAGCCGGGCCACAGGGCGCGGGAAGGCGGCGGCGCGGUACCCGGCGCUCCCCAUUCACACCGCCGAACAAAACGCACACCUCUCCCCGCCCCCGGGGGUUCCUCUUGUGGAGAGAGGGCAGGGCUUUCGCAGUUGUUUCCUCAACUUCCACCCAUCGAGUUCGCAGUGAGAAUUCGCUGGGGGAUGGUGCGGGAAACAGAUGAAGGAAGGCAAGAACAUUGAUCUUGAGACGAGCAGAAAGCAAGUGACGUAUACAAAGGCAAAGUACACAUGGAUUUAGUUAAUCCUUCUCGAAGCAUUGAGCAGAAGUCCAGGAAAUUCCUGAAGAGUUUGACUCGCAAAGAACCUUCUGAAUUGCUGUUGGUGAUUGGAACUGGAGUGAGUGCUGCUGUUGCUCCACAUAUACCUGCACUUUGUUCAUGGCGAAGCUGUAUUGAAGCAGUAAUUAAUGCAGCUGAGGAUCUGGAAGUGCUCCAUCCAUAUGAUAUUGUGGAGUUCCGUCACAAAGUAAUGGAAGAUCGGGACCUACUUGUGCUUGCCCAUGAUUUAAUACGGAAAAUGUCACCAAGAACUGGAGAUACAAAGCCAAAUUUCUUCCAAGAUUGUUUGAUGGAGGUGUUUGAUAACCUUCACUGUCAAAUUCAAAAUCCCAUGCUCUUGGAUUCUAUUCUCCAACUUAUGGAUCGGGGAACGAUGGUUCUCACCACAAACUAUGAUAACCUGCUUGAGAUUUUUGGUCAACAGCAAGGCAAACCAAUGGAAUCUGUAGAUCUUAAGUGCAAAGAAAAGGUAGUUCAAUGGGCAAGAGGUCUACAAAAAUACAGUGUUCUUCAUAUACAUGGACUUUUUACAGAUCCCUGUGGUCUGGUGUUAGACCCAUCAGGAUAUAAGGAUGUAAUGCAUGAUCAAGACUUAAUGGAAGAAUUUCAAGAACUGUAUCGUACCAAGUCCUUUGUAUUUUUGGGCUGUGGAGAAACUCUGCGGGAUCAGAUCUUCCAAGCAUUGUUUCUGUAUUCUGUCCAGGACAAAGUAGAUUUGGAACACUUCAUGCUGGUUCGAAAGGAUAGCCAUGAUCAUUUCUUUAAAUUGCAAGCAGAGAUGCUGUUGCAUGGCAUUAAAAUAGUGUCUUAUGGUGACCGAUUUGAAUAUAUGCCUCAGUAUUUUCGUGAUUUGGUUGCACAGAUAUGCAGGCACAGAAGCCCAGAUAGUUCUUCUGCGGAUAGUACAAAUCUAUCGCUAGGAACAUCAUGUUCAGACUGUGCAAAGCGGAAGCAAGAAGAAAACGGUGAUAUAACUCAAAAAAGGAUCAGGAAAGGAAACGCAAAACAGCUUGUGGGUUUCAUCCAUUGAGACCAAGAACCACAAAGGAAUCAAUGUUAAAAUGGGAUACAGAUUUUGGAGGAUCAUAAAUUGCUAUAAAGCACCUUCACCGAAGUGCCAAAUCCUAUUCCAUGAUGUUGUAUGCAUCAAAAAGUGUCCGGAAACCUUUAUUCGGAUCAGCAUAAGUUGACUGGUAACAUUUUCUGUAGAAUGAGAACAGUACUUUGUAACUGUUGAGCAGUUGUUACAAUCAUUAAAUAUAAAUCACUGGACCUUUUGCCUUUGUGAACUUAACUAUUUAUUGUGAUGCCUCGGGGUAUGAAGUCUGGAUAUUGUAAUUAUCUUACCACAUGGAAAACAUCUGGUUAUUGGAUAUGUUUGUUUUGAUUUUUGUUUUUAUUAAAUUGAAGAUGUAUGAACAUUGUAUGCUUUGUCUUUGAAAUAUCAUCUGUUUAAUGUGACCUCAACUAAUCGGAAAAAAAUCAGAAUUUUGAUACUGGGUCUGCGGUUACAAACAAGAUGAAAGAUGGCUUGCCCAAUUUGGAUUGUGAAUCUCUCAUUGCUAAAUAGAAAUGGAUAUAGUGAAGAAAUUUAAAAUCUUGUCCCGUCCUGCUUGUAAAUGGGAAACUUAUAACAUGGGCAGUGGCUUUAUAGAUUGUGCAUAAUAAUACUGAAAAAUACCAGAUCUUUAGUAUGGUCUUGCUUAUUCUUUGAAUAUUAUAUAUUCAUUAAAUGCAAAUAAGUGACUAUUAAAUGUGUUUUAAUGAGGGUGGGAGAUGGCAGGUGGAAAUCACUAGAUACGGCCUGCCUUCAUGGUUAGGCCUUAAACUGAAGGUUUGCAUCUGUAGCAUUGGCCUUGUAUUACUUCCCUUAAGCUAGGAAACAAAUAAAGACUUGCAUUUAUAAAAAGCAUUUCACAACUUCAGAACAUCCCUGAGUGUUUUACAAAUAACCACUUUUGAAGCACAAUCAUUGUAAUGUAGCAAUGGCCUUGUUAAAUUAUAUAAGACUCUGUAUUUAAUCUAAACCUUAAAACUAUUCAGAGGUUGAAGAUGCAAGUGGUUAGAUUUAGAAUAAUAAGUUUUAAAGCAUAAUACUCAUGUUUCUUUCAAAUAAUAGGAAUGCAGUUUUUGUGGCCUGAUAAUUCAUAAAGGUACAUUUCUUAUUUCUCAUCUUGGUAAGAUAUUUACAAUUUCCAAAUCGAAAGUGCGUUUGAAUUGAUUAGUUGUAUGUAAGAAACAAAAUGUUUUAACAAGUAUUAACAAAAUUGGACUCAAAAUGACAUGAAUGGACUUAGAAUGUAUGCAGAGAGAAAUAAGGGAUUACUUUGCAAGGAUGUACCAUUUUCAUACCUCAGAACAGCUGUUGUAAUGUUCUUUACAGUUAAGAAAUGUGCAGAAAGAAGUAUAAAGUGCUAAUGUUGGAUGUGAAUUGCCUUUCAACAAGGAGAAUAUCCCCAUUUUAUCAGUGUCGAUGUAAUAUCAUAGAACUUGCUGUUUACUUGGCCUUUUUGCUCAAAUUGGUAGAUGCAGCUUUGCUUCAGAGAGCAAUAUAAUGUUGACUGAAGUAUUGAUCACGAAAAUAAUUAUGUAGAAUCAAGGCAGGAGUCUUUGUUGUGCCGUGGAUUGCUUGUAUAUGAAUCUUUGAAUGCAACUCUGCCUCCUGAAUGAACCAACUGGGUUUUUUUUUUACUUUGGUGUCAGAAUUAGCAUAAAAAUUUACAUUGACUUGGUCUUCUUAAACAAAAACACUGUAAAACCAACACUGAAAAAUGCAGCUAAUGUGGCAGUUGGAGCGUGAAUAACAUUGACUUGGAAACCAUAACAAAUCUGAAACCAGACAUUAAAGAUCGUCUAAGUAAGCACUCUGCACGAGUUUUGUACAAGGCCCUUGGGCAUGAGUUCCAUGACAUUAUCUACAACUUCUGCAUAGUUAUUGGAGGAAAUGUGUUUGGAUGGAUCAGAAGUGAGGGAGACUUGAAUUGUGGGGAGAAGGGGAUAAUCCCACUGUGGAGACUUUCCUGAUGAGGGAAGGGGUGUUUAGCUGAGAUGCCAAAUAGGAUGGUAUAUUCAACUACGAUUGGGAUAAGUGUGUUGAUGAUUGGGUGUUAGGGAGCAGUUACUUGGAGAAAUUGGGGGAGAGGUAAUGAUUGGAGCAGAGGGGAAAACUGGGUGAAUUUAGUAGAAGGUCAGGAAGUUAAGUGGACUGAAGAGGGAGGUCAGAGCAGGGAAUUGAUCAGCUGGAGAGAAAAUCCGAGGGCACUGGAAUCAAAGGUGUAUGGGGUGUGAAGUGAUGUUGGGGUGUGAUGUUUGGGUGUGAUCAGUAACGGAGAGAAAGUCACUUACUGGGAAAUGAUGGAUUCCUUGGACAGUCCAAGUAAGGUUAGGCCUUAAACUGAAGUUUUGCAUCUGUAGCAUUGACCUUGUAUGGGCAGUACAGUUUUGCACAAGUGAUAAUCAAAAUGAGCAUGCACACUAUUUGCUGUCAUUGUUCAUACCCCACAAUCUCUAUGUAUUUGUAUCUUGCAUUCAUUGGACCUGGAUCUAGUUUCAAGAAGUGCAUUAUUAGUGCACAAAAUAAAUUCCAUCACAUGAGCAUGUAAAACCUUUAUGUUACGUGAUAUUAUUUCUAAUCAGAUAUGUUUUGAUGCAUUUGUUGAAAAAACUUGAUAUUACAAUGAUACUUCCCCAAAUCUUCACUUUACUGAGGCAAUCUGAAUGUGGUUGUGAUACAGCUGCUUUGUAUUUUUAAGGGGCCAACAAGACUGAAGAUUGUAAACAAAUAGCUUGUAUUUCUUUCCCUUUUUAGUAGUGCGAGAUGAGUUCUAUAAUAGUGGCAGUGGAUUCGACUUGGCUUCUAAAAUUUGUUUCUAUUGACUUUAAAGCUCCAAAUUUUCAGAACCUGGAGCUGCUUCCAUACUAGCCAAAAAUUCCUCUCUGACUAGCUCUGCCUACAUUAGAAUUGAAUGUUGGUGCACUGCACAGCCAAAAUGAUCUUGAUGGAUGGUGCCAACUGGUUAUAGUUAUUACCUUUAAAACCAUUAGGUUUCUACCCAUUGGAGAAGAUCCAAAAGCACAGCCUCAGAAUAAAGGGCUGUCCCUUUAAAACUGAGAUGAGGAGGAAUUUCUUCAGCCGAAGGGUGGCCAAUCUGUGGAAUUCAUUGCUGCAGAGGGCUGUGGAGGCCAAGUCAUUAGAUGUAUUUAAGGCAAAGAUUGAUGGGUUCUUAAUAAGGGAAUUGAGGGUUAUGGGGAGAAGGCAGGAGAAUGGGGUUUAAAAAAAAAAUCAGUCAGUUGAAUGGUGGAGCAGACUCGAUGGGCUGAAUGGCCUAAUUCUGCUCCUGU
Molecule: messenger RNA, 4780 nt
Organism: Pristis pectinata (smalltooth sawfish)
Lineage: Eukaryota; Metazoa; Chordata; Chondrichthyes; Rhinopristiformes; Pristidae
Product: protein FAM118A-like
Exons: 11
Coding region: 390-1469 (359 amino acids)
Source: RefSeq, a predicted model, not a curated record